Molecule: messenger RNA, 436 nt
Organism: Phodopus roborovskii (desert hamster)
Lineage: Eukaryota; Metazoa; Chordata; Mammalia; Rodentia; Cricetidae
Product: protein-cysteine N-palmitoyltransferase HHAT-like
Exons: 3
Coding region: 62-436 (124 amino acids)
Biological process (GO): protein palmitoylation
Cellular component (GO): endoplasmic reticulum
Molecular function (GO): palmitoyltransferase activity
Source: RefSeq, a predicted model, not a curated record
UGUGUACAUUCCACUGGGUGGGUCCCAGCAUGGCCUGCUGGGGACACUGCUCUCUACUGCAAUGACAUUUGCAUUUGUGAGCUACUGGCAUGGCAGCUAUGAGGACCUCUGGUGCUGGGCAGCGCUCAACUGGCUAGGAGUCACCGUGGAGAGUGGAGCCCAGAGGCUGCUGGAGAGGCCCUGUGUCCGGGAGACCUUGACCCAAUACCUCUCCCCACAAGCUCGCCGUCGGCUGCAUGCUCUGCUCGCCUCCUGCUCCACCUCUAUGCUGAUCCUGUUCAACCUGGUGUUCCUCGGGGGAAUUCAAGUUGGAAAAACCUACUGGUACAGGAUCUUCCUACAAGGCUGGCCAUGGGUGACCCUGUCUGUCCUGGGAUUCCUGUACUGCUACUCAAUUGUGGGUAUCGCCUGGGCUCAGACAUACACAAUUCUCUAA